AUGUCAAAUAGCGCUGCCGCCGGAAGACCGUCCGCGCCAGGUUCGACGGUAAAUGGACACUCUUUGCUCCGCCAUGAACCAGGCUCUACUUCCACUGCUACCAGCCUGAGUCCCUCGUCCAGUUCCAAGCCAAUUCCCAUCUCACGGGGGACAAAAGGAAUAUAUCCUUCCGCGAAUACAAACAAUGGCAGAGGUCCGCUCUACACUCUUCAACGGGCAGCCACGUUGGGCGAGCACAUUCCGCAACUAUCAGAAAGAGACAGUAUCUUUGCUGAACACUAUGUAUCUCCUCCGAACGAGCCUUCCACUUCCCUAGACGGGGCAAGAACGUCUCCGUCCUCCAUCACACCGCGGAAAGCACCAUUCAAUAUGUCGACCAUGGUCACCCAUCCAGUCUCCCCUCCCGAUACCAGCAAAACGCCGCGCACCCAUUCCCCACGAAAGCUGGAUUGGCUUCGACGCUCCGACUCUUUGACUGAUGUAGACACGCCUCCUUCCCCGUCCCAUCCUUCGACCGGCACGAUACAUGGUAUCAGACGGAUAGCCUCCGAUUCGAACUCAUGGACUAAGAAAUUUCAUGUUACCUUGGGGAAGACGGAGAACCAGGAGGCGAAAGAGCAAGAAAUGGGAACAGCACGACAACAUCCGUACGGUGGAGUGGGCUCAGAGAGAGAUACCUCUUCGGAACAAGAAGGUGGGCAACAUGCAGUGGUUGAGAGAGGCGAGGCCAUGCGUGCUGUCAUGAAAGGCCCUCGUACUGAGCGGAGUGUCAGUCGUGGCCGGGCACAUGUGGACAAAAGUAUAGAAGCUACAGUCAAGAACCCCGAAGUUGGAGGCACAGCACGUAGCAGGAAGGCUAGCCAUAUGAUGGGUAUCUUUGAUCCACGAACUGGCUCGCAAUCUCCAGGGUUGAGCAUUGGUGACCAACUGAGCCACGUUGUUGGCAGCAGGGAACCCUCAAAGUCGUCAUCGCGGCCGACAAGCCCCGCUACUCAAGAUACCAAAUUCCCAUGGAGUGCACGUCGACCUUCAAGGGAAUUCGCUGACCCUGCCGUUACCAUUUCUCAAGACGCUACUCGCCCUGGGAGUCUACGCAGCUCCCAGGCUACCUCUCCACUGAGGCCAGACCUCGACCCUUAUUUCCGUCAACAGGACCUUGCACAGAAUCCAGACGUGAACGAAAGGGCAUUGGAUGACGGCAAGGAAGCCUACAAAUCGACAGUCCAUGAUGUCGCCCCCACGGAGAAGUUCACGGGAGGGAACAGAGAAGAGGAUCAUAACCCUUCUGAGGAGGAGCACAUAUCAGCAGCUGUUUACUAUCCUCAUCCAGGUCCGUCUCCUGAAGAAAUUGAGCGCUUCACCUCCCCAGGAGAGGUCGCUUCACCCAAUCUGACCAACAAUCGACAACUUCCGAUCCCGACAGAGGAGAUCGUUCUCUCCACCGACACCAAAACAAAGGAAGCAUUGGGAGGUACUGAACAUAUCGACAUCUCGGUUGUAUCUCAAAAUGAGAAAAGAAUGUUUCACGGCAAUUAUCGCCCUCUGGACGAAGCUGCAGGGGAAGGUCAAGUGCCAGCUUUGUCACCUCUUGAAGAGGCUCCCUCAACUGCCAUUGUUAGUACUUCCGAGUCGGAAAUUGAAUCUGGUGACGAUAUCAGCCGGCAAAGUCAAACAGACGAUAUGUCAACCACGCCGACACAACGAAGCACGCUAUCCAGGCGGCCGACAGAAGUACAGGGGCCGCCGAGGACGAAGGGGAAGGUCGUCCUUGAACCUUACAAGCAUCAAGUGGGAGGGCAUUCGACAAUAUUUCGCUUUUCUCGUCGCGCGGUGUGCAAACAGCUGAAUAAUCGGGAGAAUGAAUUUUACGAGCGAAUCGAGCAAAGGCAUCCGGAUAUGCUCAAGUUCCUUCCCAGAUACAUUGGCGUACUGAAUGUGACGUUCUCCAAGAUUCCCAAACAAUUGCAGAACUCUGAGGCACCACCUGAUGAUAAUGCAAGGACUGAAAACCCUAGUCAGGACGAAGACCGUUCCAGAGAGACAGAUAACAUGUCCGGCAUGGGCUCGAGGUCAAUCAUUUCAUCGUCUGGAGAUCAACCACGAAUCGUCAGCCACUCGAUCCAACAGAUCGGCAGCAUACCUGAGGUCAUUCUGGAACAGAACAAACAUAUCAUUCCCUCCAACUACUUUGCUCUGCCGGAGCGGCCUAAGAGCGCCGACCCUAAUCACGGUCGCCGGCGAAGUAAGGAUUUCGAUCUUCCAGAUGCCCUCACGCAGGACGUCUCUGAAGCAGAGAAGUCCCCGAACAGACCGUCAAUGCCCGAGCAUUCCAACAGUUGGGGGCAUACCACUGUCAAUGAGGGCUUGAAGGACAAAAUCCUACGCGAAGUAUUCGGUCCUCCUCCCGUCCAGUAUUUCCGACGUCAUAUACCAUCGCACAGUACUGUUCCACGACUCAAAGGCCAUCGUGCGCCUCGCCGGAGGAGUAAUCUCUCCACAAAUUCGUUCCCUCAUACGGAUGCUAAGGAUUCUGCUCAGCCAAAUGAUCAUCUUGAGACGCCGAUACUAAAUAACGAGAUGGCUCACAUGCCUCCCCUCAGUGAGAUACGUCCACAGGCCAGCGACGGCGGCGUGUAUUCUUCAUCAGCUUCGGCGUUUGAUGACCUCAAAUACAACCUCGAACAAGUCAAAACAGCCGGCAGUGAGGUGUCAACCUCUUCUGGCGCAGAGAACAGACAACAUGUGAAAAGGCGCCAUUCGGGCAUGGGCUUGCGACGUCGGCGCCAAUCAGUGAACGAGAAACAGACUCCUGAGCUAGAAUAUUUCGAAGACGAAGCCUACACAACGGAUUUUGGUCCUGACACUGGGGAUGUCUUCAGCAUGGACCAGGAGAAGCAACGGGAUACUACGAAGCACCGCCCAAGUCAUUCGAAAACCAACGGCUCGAACAAGUCUCAAGCGGGAGAGGCGAAAAUCUCCAACGCUCACUCGAACAAUGCCGGCAGAGCCAGAGAACCAGAUACGACGAGCAUGAUACCGUCCAAUCCAAAAGAGGCUCAAAAAACUUACAGUGCCUCUGGCGAUCGAGUCGUCUAUUUCAUUUUGUUGGAGGAUCUCACCAGUGGCAUGGGCCGUCCUUGUGUACUUGAUCUCAAAAUGGGAACAAGGCAAUUUGGUGUCGAAGCUAGCAAAAAGAAGAUGGAGUCUCAGCGCCGCAAGUGCAAGUCGACGACCUCCCAACAACUGGGUGUCAGAAUAUGCGGCAUGCAAACUUUCAAUGCAAAAACUCAAAAGGUAUCAUAUGAAGACAAAUACUAUGGUCGUGACCUGAAGGCUGGACGGGAAUUUAGGGACGCGCUCACGAGAUUUCUGUAUGAUGGUCUUAGCUACCACAGUGUUGCACGGCAUAUCCCCACUAUCUUGCACAAACUCUCCAAGCUUGAGAGCAUGGUACGAAGACUGCCUGGAUACCGAUUCUACGCGAGCUCCCUCCUCAUGCUAUAUGAUGCCGAGCCUUACAAGUCUCGGGAAGCCGAAGAGGCGGCCAGGAACGGUAUCGAUAUCGCCGAGCAAAGAAAAAAGGAGGGCAAAAAGUGGCCGCCACCAAUUGACAUCAAGAUUGUGGAUUUUGCCAACUGCAUCACAGGGGAGGAUGAACUUCCCGCCAACGCUCAAGCGCCACCAGCCCAUCCCAAAGACAUUGAUCGAGGCUACUUGCGUGGUUUGAGGACCUUGAAGGCGUACUUCGAACGAAUCUUAGCCGACAUCAAAAACAACGAAAUGAAGGAGAUCAGUGGCAGAGAGGAAUUAACCACGGACGAUGAAGGUGCCAGCAAUGUCUCAAAUGGCGGGAACGAUGCGCCUGAGGAAGAGGGUGAAGUCAGCGUCUAA
Molecule: messenger RNA, 3891 nt
Organism: Fonsecaea multimorphosa CBS 102226
Lineage: Eukaryota; Fungi; Ascomycota; Eurotiomycetes; Chaetothyriales; Herpotrichiellaceae
Exons: 2
Coding region: 1-3891 (1296 amino acids)
Biological process (GO): phosphatidylinositol phosphate biosynthetic process; inositol phosphate biosynthetic process
Cellular component (GO): nucleus; cytoplasm
Molecular function (GO): inositol hexakisphosphate kinase activity
Source: RefSeq, a predicted model, not a curated record